Molecule: messenger RNA, 3404 nt
Organism: Syngnathoides biaculeatus (alligator pipefish)
Lineage: Eukaryota; Metazoa; Chordata; Actinopteri; Syngnathiformes; Syngnathidae
Product: platelet-derived growth factor receptor beta-like
Exons: 28
Coding region: 307-3264 (985 amino acids)
Biological process (GO): multicellular organism development; angiogenesis; protein phosphorylation
Cellular component (GO): signaling receptor complex
Molecular function (GO): platelet-derived growth factor beta-receptor activity; ATP binding; platelet-derived growth factor binding
Source: RefSeq, a predicted model, not a curated record
CGACUGCGCUGGUUUGCAGUCAUCGGGCAGCCGAAAGGGAACGCGGCGGAAAAAAAGAAGAACUGCUGGAAAAAGGAGGAAAAGGAGAGAAAGGGGAGGAAAAGGAAUGACAAGGUUGGAAGACAACUAUCUUUACGGUUUUCAUCUUUAUUUCCCCCAUCUGAUCCACACCAAAGUCGAUAAAAAAUGGCCGACUAAAGAGCGCCAGUGACAAAGGGUCAGAAUCAGGAGCCAUGCUGACGUCGGUCAAAGGACAAAGCAGGAGUCUGAAAGCGCUGCACUUCCUGCUGGGUCAGUAGCAACGCAAUGACAACAAAAGGUGUGCUCCUGGUUCUUCCAGGGGUGGGGAUUUGUCUGGAACUGAUUCCACUGGCCUCGCAGGUUCUGCUCCAGUCUAACUCCAACUUUACUGUGGUAUGUUCCGGCUGGAGCGAGGUGUCCUGGCGCUUGCCGUGGCGGGAUCCUCACGGGGGCGACGUUGUAGUGGAGAGGCAGGGAUCCCGCAGCAUCCUGCAGCUCUUCAACGCCAACUGGAGGAAUUCUGGGAGAUACGUCUGUGAAGAGUCAUCAUCCGAUCAGAUCAGGGAGAUGGACAUCUUCGUACCUGGACAAGGUCCGGACGAGUGGUUUGUUCCGGUGGGCUCAGGUGUGGUGAUGAAGCGUGAGGACGAGGACACCAUCCCCUGCGUGGUGUCCGACCCACUUCUGAAUGUCAGCGUGUACGAACGCGGGGAGAAAACGGCGGUGCCUGGGCUGACGUACAAAGCCGGUCGCGGCUUCACCGGACGCCUCAACGACUCGUCGUACGUGUGCCUGGCCUCUGACGGUUUGGAGGAGAUGCGGUCGCAGGUCUACUAUGUCUUCAGCGUCUUAGUUGCCAAGGAGAUGCAGGUGGACUUGACGGCAUCCAGCACCAUCUUGAAGCGGGGCCAACAGCUGGUCGUCAACUGCAGUGUCCAAGAUGUUGACAUGGUCUACUUCUCGUGGAGCUUCCCCCGCAAAGACGAAUUUCAGGCGCUCACCGAGUUGCUACCCAAUCAAAUCCGUUCAUUUGUGAACAUCCCCUCAGUAACGCUGGCGGACUCUGGUGUGUACGUAUGCGCAGUCCAGGAACCACUGCAGGGAGGGCGAGUGGAGCACAACAUCACGAUAAACGUCCUCGAUCGGGGUUACGUUUCUGCACGUGCAAGUCAUGACGCCAACGUGACUUCGCUGGUCGGCCACACGGCGGUACUGCGGCUGGCGGUGGACGCCCACCCUCCGCCGAGCGUAGCGUGGCACAAGGACAACCGGAGCAUUGUCGUCGCCACAGAAACAAUCGGCAUGUCGAACACCCGCCUGACGGCCGGCAGAUACGUGAGCACGCUGACCUUGGCGAGGGUGCGCUUGGAGCAGACGGGAAGCUACGUGGCCAGCGUCAGCAACGAAGAUGACCAGCAGGAAGUUGUCUUCUUCUUAGAAGUUAAAUCACCGCCGAGGAUCACAUCGCUGACGGAGUCGGGCACUCGGGUUAUGUUGUGCGUCAGUGAAGGAGCUCCGCCCCCUUCUGUCAACUGGUUCACGUGUCACAGUGUCCACGGGUGCACUAACGGGACAGGGAGCUGGACAGGCCAGCCGGGCACGGUUCUGCAGGAGAACGUCACUGUCCUGGCAGACACGGGUGUAUCCGAGGUGCGCAGUGUGCUGAGGCUGGAGACCGCCAAGACCUUGACGGCCAUCCGAUGUGAGGCUUCAAACUCUGCUGGACGACGAGCCCGAGACCUCAGACUGGCGUCACCUUCUCUCUUGUCCCAGGUGACCAUGUUGGCGCUGGUCCUGGUUCUGGUGGUCAUCGCCAUCAUCUUCCUGCUCAUUCUCAUCAUCUUGUGGAGAAAAAAACCUCGUUACGAAGUCCACUGGCAGCUUAUUGAUUCGGUGAGCCCUGAUGGACAGGACUGCACCUUCCUGGACCCCGCCCAGCUCCCGUACGAUGUCGCUUGGGAAAUACCCAGGGACAACAUUGUUCUCGGUGAGGUUUUAGGUUCGGGGACUUUCGGCAGAGUGGUGGAGGCCAAGGUGUCGGGUCUGCUCCGGGACCAGAACACCACCAGAGUGGCCAUCAAGAUGGUCAAAUCUAACAGCGGCGCGGGUCAGUUGUUGUUGUCCGAGUUGAAGGUUUUGUGUCAUCUGGGUCCUCACGUGAACAUCGUCAACCUGAUCGGAGCGUGCACGUCAGGAGCUCCCGUCUAUGUCGUCACUGAGUUCUGUCGCCACGGAGACCUGGCGAACUACCUGCGACGCCACAAGCACAAUUUCGUACAUUGCAGCACACAAGCUAAGAGAGAGGCGGACGGAGGUUACAUGGACGUGAUGGGCAACCGGGAGGGCGGAGCCGGCGGCGAUGACGGCGCGGCCUCAGACCAGCAGGAGGCGUCGUUGCCCCUCCUCAGUGAUUCUACCGUGCUGGGCGUCAGCGACCUCCAUAGUUUCUCCUUCCAGGUUGCCCAUGCCAUGAACUUCCUGUCAUCACGCAACUGCGUCCACAGAGACCUGGCGGCCAGGAACGUCCUGGUGUGCGAGAACCGGCUGGUCAAGGUGGGCGACUUUGGCCUGGCCCGAGAUCUGGUCAAGGAUCAGGACUACGUGGCCCGAGGACACGCCUUGCUGCCACUUAAGUGGAUGUCCCUGGAGAGUAUUUUCCAAAGUGUUUACUCAGCGCAGAGCGACGUGUGGUCCUAUGGGGUUCUGCUGUGGGAGAUCUUCUCUCUGGGUGAAAGUCCGUACUCGGACCUCCCCAUGACGAACCAGUUCUACGUGGCACUGAAGAGAGGACACCGCUUGACGCGGCCACAGAACGCCGAUUCCAACAUUUACGACGUGAUGCGGGCGUGUUGGAGCGAGCAUCCCGGUUCCAGGCCGACGUUCUCGUCGUUGGUGGCAUCUCUGGACGCCACCUUGACAGAGGACUGCCGAAAGACGUACGCGAGGCUGAGAGACGACUUCCUGUCAGGUGACCACCCGGCCGUCGUCCGAUCCCGACUGACAUCCGUGACCGUCAGCGUGCCGAGCGACACCAACGGAAGUACCGCCUCCGAGGCCAAUCUUCACCUGUUGGCGACAGGGCCGGAGGAGGCGGGACCUUCCCAUGGCGACUACGUCCUUCCUGUCAUUGCGGAGACACACAACGGUGGCGGCGCUGCGCUGGACGCAGACAGGACUCAGGACUCGGUGACCUCACAGAAAGUGACAUCGUCGCCCGAAAAAGAGGAAGAAAGCUGCGUGUGAGAAGCAUGCACAUAUAGCAUGAAAACAUACAUGUAACAGACACUAUAUGAUGACAUGAUAGUGACACAGUACUCCCCUCAUUUCUUUGAUAUCAACUUAUUAUCCAUCCUCAACAUAAAUUAAAAACAUUUGAAAUUCCA